This is a messenger RNA of Closterium sp. NIES-67, 4549 nucleotides long. The record is from the annotation of a GenBank genome assembly. Lineage: Eukaryota; Viridiplantae; Streptophyta; Zygnematophyceae; Desmidiales; Closteriaceae.
GUUUCAGCCGUGCCUUGCUGGCUUUCUUCCUGAUCAGCUCCUUCUCGGAUUGGCCUGGAGGGACGUUGUCGUGGAGUUGUGGUCUGGUCUGGUCUUCAGUGUAAAACGACUUGGCGAUUCAGGAGAGACGAGGAGAGACAGGAGAGGAGGCAGGAGGGACGUCCGUUAGCUGCGCCUCACGUGAAAAGCAUCACGUGCGUUUACCCUUCCCUACGCCAUUCGCCUCGCCUCGCCUCCUCUCGCAUGUACCAGCUGGCGGCGAGACGAGUUUCAAUUUUCAAAAAUCGUCGAGUGCGAUUCUGAUAGUCUCGGGGUGGGAAGAGAAGAGAAGCUGAAGUUGACGCACAGCCCGCCCGACCAGCCAUGGCGGAUGUGGCCGUCCGUGACUAAUCAACGGCAUCUAUUCAUCGGCCAGGGCGAUCGUGCGUGAUUCUUUCUCCCCUAAACCUGACAGCAUUCCUGGUCGGAUUUGUUUUGGGCGCAUCGUCAUCAUGAUGGGAAUUGGGAGCAAGCGGUACUUUUAGUCGGGGCCAGGAUUGAUGCGCGGCGCAUGUCGACGGGCGCCAUAUCUACCCGCAUUGGAUCGUCUGGGUAGUAAAGCCUUAGUUGGAAGCAGUCGUUGCUUAGUAGGCGCAGUGCAGUUAGCUGUUAUCGGUACAUAAUAGGCGUCAAGUUCUGUGCCAGCAUUGAAAGCUUUCUAGCCCCUUCUGCGCAUGACAGGAUUCGAACCCGGGGCAUUCGUUCUCGACAAUGGCAGCGGCUACUCCUCCCAGUGGGGCCGACUGGUCUCGCGGCGUCGAUGACGAGGUCUUCUCGCCGAGUGGUCUCGCCGCGUUUGCCGCCGCGAAUCCCGCUGACGAUGACUCGGCCGGUCUUCCUUUUACUACCUGCUCCGCGGGGAUUUCAGCUAACAGCAUCGUCCCGGUUAUGGACACUCCACUGAUGGAUCCCCUUAUAACGGAUCCGCCGCCGGUGGCGAGGGCCCUUCAAUACGAGAACGCGUCGCUGGUCUCGUUAGUGGAGCAGCAGCAUCAGUCGAUCGCGGCGCUACGGCAGCGCGCGACGACGGCGGAGCGCGAGAAGCGGUCGCUUAAGGACGAGCUGGCGCUGCUUAGAGACGCGCUGGCGGCGCGCGACGAGCAGGUGGAGGAAAUGGCGGUGCGGGUGGAGGAGGUGGAGGGGGAGCUGGAAGAGCGGGAGAGGGCGGGGCGAGGGGGACAGGAGGGGGAGGAGAGGGAGGAGAGGGAGGAGAGAGGGGAGAGGGAGGAGAGGGAAGAGGGCAGGGAGGAGAGUUGUUUGGAUGGUUUCGAGAAAAGCGCGCAAGGCCCAACGGGGGAAGAGGAGGAGGCUGAGAACGACGCGCGGACGGAUGACCUCUGCGCGCAAUACGCUGUGAGGCGCAGAAUUGGCGGAGGGGCGGAAGAGAGCGGCGGGGUGGCGCGCCUCUCGUUCCCCGCGGCAGCGACAGGGCGGCGGAGAGAGGAAACCAGCGGCCGCGGUGGUGGUGAUGGUGGUGGGGAGGCCUGGAGAGAGGAAGACGGGGAGCAGAAGGAGGUGGUGUGCGGUGCAGGAGGGUACGGGUGUGGGGAGAAGAGGGGGGUUUGUGAGCGGGAUGGCGUUGCUUGUCGUGACGUGAGGAGGAGUGCAAGGGGCCAUCGUGGUGCACUCACACGGUCUGGCAAGCACAUGGGCGGAGGUGCUGGCGGCUUCUCUGACAGGCAUGGGGUCAAGCAGUGCUGGAAGGACGGUCGCAGUGAGAGCGAGGAGGAAAGUGUGUUGCACCACCACCAAUGGAAGGGUAGGGGCAGUAUGCACGAUUGCCGUCACUGUGACCACCAGCAGCUCAACAGAGAUGGUAACUGGCGCUGCACAGAGGACAGAAGAGACACACUUCGGGAUGAUCACUGCAGUAAACAGGCGCUGCACUUUUCGAACCAGCUUCCCAGCCAGCUUCUGCCGCACCAGUUAUUUCCGAGCCAGCCCCUUCCAAACCAGCGAGGGCCGCAUUGCCUCGCUCGCUCCAGCAGCAGCAUCAGCAGCGGCAGCUUCGGCAGCAGCAGCCGGUGCUGCAGCAGGGGCAGGCACGAGAGGGGCGAGAGGCUGAGCAGGACCGUCAGCCAUGGCACGUGGCACGACACCCUCAUCGAGGGCUCUGACGGUUGUGAGACGCCUGCCAGUGGAAGCAGUCAUAUGAUUUCUCCGCACUAUGAUUCCGGUCAUGAUUCCCACCAGUAUCACCAGUAUCACCACCACCACCAGUAUCACCGCAAUUUUGACCGCGAGCAGUAUCACGACCAGUAUCAGCUCCAGCGUCACGGGCUGGGAGCAGGGAGUUGUGAGCACAUUGGCCAGCAGGACAAUGUCCCUCCUCCUCUACAGCGUGGCUGCCAGUGCGUCUUGCCUCGUCUCCAUCCCCCUCAGUUGUCCUCCGCCUCUUCCGUCUGCUCGCAUGGCUCUGUUACCCCCAGCCCCGCUUUUUCGCAUGCAACCUGCUCUGCUCCAUUCUACACCCCGCGCUCAGUUGCUGCCGGCUCUUCCGCAGUCUCCGCUGCCGGCUCUGGGCCAUGCACUCCUGUGGCCAUGAAACUGCAUAGUCAGCAGAAUCAGCAGCAGCAGCAGCAGCGGCGGCAGCAGCAGGGCGAGCUUCACGAGUGUCGGUACCAGCAGCAUCAGCACGAGCAGAAGCAGCUUUGCGAACAGCAGUGCGAGCGGCAGGGGCAAUCAGGGGCGCGAAGCUUCUCUGUCCUCGUCUCAGACUCGCCUGCCUGUUUUGCUGCUGCUACUGCUGCAGGUGAUACUGCUCUUAGCGCUCCUGUGAUUCCAACUGUUGAUGCCCCCAUAGUACCAGGAGCGUUGGGAGCAGGAGGAGUGGUCCAGAUACCCGCAGAGAGAGUGAUAACCUCAGAAGGAGUGAUACCAGGCGCACUAGGAGCAGCAGCAGCAGCACUACCUCCCCUCCUCCCAUCCAACUCCAGAAUUUCCUCUCUCCACUCUGCUUCCGCCUUCCCCACACCCUCCACCAUCUCCUCUCCUGCUGUCGCUGCCGCUGCGGCCUCUGCUAUCACUGCUGGUGCUUCUGGCUCUGCUGGCGCUGCUGGUUCUGCUGACGCUGCUGGUUCUGCUGGUGCUGUGGUUAUUAGUCCUGCAGACCCUGCUGCUGCUGCUGCAAUGGGGGUGGAAGUGCCGGCAUCUGCUGUCUACUCCAUGCUGCUUCAGCACCAGCAGCUGCUGCAGCUGCUGCUUGUCAGAGACACCCUCCUGGCAUCCUCCACCCCUGCUACAGCCAUCACUCCCACCAUUGUCACGCCCGUUACUGUGACACCCGGUACUGUUGGUAUUGGCAGUCGGAGCAUUGCGGGCAGCAGCAGGGGCUGGAGAAACGGUGGGGUAUUGGAGGAGGGUAUACCUGGUGUGGUGGAGGGCUGGGGGAGGGAAGAAGAAGGUCGAGUGACGCGAGAGGGACGUGUGGUGGAAGUAAUUCGUGGUGGAAAGCAGCAGCAGGAGGAGAAGCCGGUUGGCUGUUUCGGCAAGAGUGCCAGCAACAGUAGCAUUGGUAGCAGCAGUGGCAGCAGCAGUGCUGGUGGCGGCAGCUGCAGGUAUGGCAGCCGCUGCAGCAGAGAAGGUGCUUGGUGGGAGGGGGGAGGGCAGCAGAGCAACAGCAGUAGCACCAACGACUCCACCAAUUGCGGUGGUGGUGGUGGGUCAGGGAACCGCAGCAGCAGUGUAGCAGAUCUGCCUAAGGAACGAGAGCAGCUGCAGCUGCUAGCAGGGGGAGGAUCAAGCCAAAUUGAGCAGGCGGAAACUGCGAAGGAAGGUGGGGGGAGGGAGGAGGAUGGUCUGGGAGAUUGGACGGGGAAGGUGCCUGAACUGUGGAGGGGGAUGCAAUUGGCAGAGAGGGGAGGGCUGGUGGGCUCUAGUGAAGCGCUGGUUGCUGAUUCAUCGAAGGGCAAGAAUGCUCCAUCUCAAGGCCUGCAGGGCAUAAUCACUCCGCACACCUGCAACCAGGUGCACGUUUCUCAGAGGGUUAGCAGCAGCCCCGGCGUUCGUGCUACUGCUGCUGCUGCUGCUGCUGCUGCUGCUGCUACUGCUGCUUCUGCCUCUACUGUCGCUAAUAACCCUGUGCCUCUUCGUUUUGCCCCUGGAGCGUUUGCACAUGGAGUUAAAGGAGUGGGAGGCACGGAAGCUGGUGGUGGCGGUGAAGGCAGGAGAGGGAGUGGUCUGGUGGUGGGCAGAGGCAGCAGCAGUGGGCUGUGGACUGUUCCUUUCUGCUUUGGUGCUGCUGGUGGGGUGGUUGCUGUGUCUUGUUUGUGGCUAGCAACUGUAGCUGCAGGCAGGAAGGGGUGGUGAGUGAGUGAUAAUGGUUAACGCAGCUGGGCAGUUGUGUGACAUGUAGGAACUGCCAUUCACGUCUACUUGCAUUGGAGUGCAUCGUGAUUCAUGAAGUCCAACUUGCCAGCAUUAUCUCCUCAGCACUGUAGGACAUACCAUAUUCCCCCGUAUAUAACAUCCUAGGGUAUUGUCAAGAAAUCAUUAAAAAAACGAAUGGGUG